Messenger RNA from Laccaria bicolor S238N-H82, 579 nucleotides. Its product is annotated as glycoside hydrolase family 61 protein. The coding region runs from base 1 to 465 and encodes 154 amino acids. The record is from RefSeq and is a predicted model, not a curated record. Lineage: Eukaryota; Fungi; Basidiomycota; Agaricomycetes; Agaricales; Hydnangiaceae. The transcript is spliced from 2 exons.
AUGGCUCUCCAUCUCGCCAUAUCACUCGGCGGUGCGGAGUUCUAUCCUACCUGUUCGCAGCUCACGGUUGGCGCAUCGGGCACUGGGGUCCCUGACCCUUCGGGGUUGGUCAAUUUGCCAGGCGCGUAUAGCGACAACGACCCUGGCAUCUUUUAUUCCCAGAUGUUCGAUGCCAGUGCACCAAAGGACACCUUCCCCGGUCCUCCUGUCGCUGCAUUCGUGAACGGUGGCACUUCCACUCCUGGUAACGCAACCACGACCGUGUCUUCUACGGCAACGGCAACCCAGACCAGUGGUGCUGCUGGGACGUCAACAACCUCCAAGGGGAAGAUGUGCACGCUCAAGAAGGGCAAGUCCGCCUCUUCGUUGGUUGUUCCAUCAGCCUCCGCAGCGGCAGCCAGCGCCACCACCACCGACAUGUACCCCCGACACUUCAGCAGACUUGCGCUUGGCCACAGUAUCUAAAAUGCCUCUAACUACGACACCCCACGACAUGCACGCCCGCGAUUAUGACUGCUGUUUAGAUCUUGCCUUGUUGUAUACCUACCUAGUCAUUGCUAUCAUUGCAAUAAAAAUUCG